Messenger RNA from Arthroderma uncinatum, 924 nucleotides. RefSeq lists its product as uncharacterized. The record is from RefSeq and is a predicted model, not a curated record. The coding region runs from base 1 to 924 and encodes 307 amino acids. Lineage: Eukaryota; Fungi; Ascomycota; Eurotiomycetes; Onygenales; Arthrodermataceae. The transcript has a single exon.
AUGACAACUUGUUGCAAAAUUUACUACGUCCAGCUGCCGAAAUUAGACGUGUCCGCGACCCUUAACGUGGAUAGAAGGCUCCGUGAGACCACAGCCUGGCAUAAAUUUCGAGGAGAUAGCUAUUGGCUUUUGGCGUACCCAUUGGAGCCGCGUGUUCCCAACGCUCUCCCCGUGAACGAUUGCUUCAUCUGCGACAACGAAGACGACUUCCUUGAUGCCGCCGCUGACGCUGGUUUUAACGAAUGCGGAGCCUAUAUUGAAUAUAAACAACUUGCAGUGCAAAACGAGUUGUACGGAGCCCUUGAGAAGCGCCGUACAUUGCAUAAGAGAGUCAGAAGGGAGUUCCUUGAAUCUAUGAAAGGGGACCUUGUCCAGUUUGAAAAGAAGCUAGACGCCUUAUAUCAGGGCGAAGAAUUUUCAACGUUUUCUCUGGUUAGUCUAGGUGUUGACUUAGAUGGGAUAGUGAAUCGUGGGAAGCUCAAAAACGACCGGAAUCCCAAGAUAUUACGAACGUUAAUGUUUCAUCAACAUGCGGUCACGGCCCAAAAGGGAAGAUUGGACGGUAUCAAGGAGUCACAUUGGAAGGCCCACCAGACUCUGGACAACUACCUUUGGCUUGACGUAUACGACGAGCUAGAUUCUCUACGAGGAAAAAUCCGAUGGCGGACUCAGCUUUUAGAGAAUGAUCUUCGGUAUAUCGACCAAAAGCGCUCCGAGACUCCUACCCUAGUCAAUUUGUGCACCCCGUCGAUCCCUGACGGCCAACUGUUGGAAAAUACGAACGAUUACUUGGGGGAGGACCAGGGUACCGAACUAGUCUCACCAUUAUACGCCGAAGAGAAAGUGGUCGGCUCGCACCUUGAGAGCAGGCUCGUGUGCUCUGACCCGGCCAAAAAUAAAGAGCAAGCGCUAGUCAAGAUGUGA